CGCCGGCGCAGCCGCCCCCGCCCCGCGCCCCGCCCGCACCCGCGCACGAUGGAGCGCAGGGUCGCCCGAGAGUUCCGCCACAAGGUUAAUCUAUUAAUCGACAAUGAAGCGGAGAAGGAUUAUCUUUAUGAUGUGCUACGGAUGUACCACCAAUCUAUGAAUCUUCCAGUGCUUGUGGGGGACCUAAAACUCGUGAUUAAUGAGCCAAGCAGAUUGCCUCUAUUUGAUGCUAUCCGCCCACUUAUCCCGUUAAAACACCAGGUGGAAUAUGAUCAGCUGACACCCAAACGAUCACGAAAGCUGAAAGAGGUGAGAUUGGAUCGUUUGAAUCCUGAAGGGCUUGGAAUAAGUGUGAGAGGUGGACUGGAAUUCGGCUGUGGCCUCUUCAUCUCCCAGUUAGUUAAAGGAGGACAGGCAGACAAUGCUGGACUUCAGGUUGGAGAUGAGAUAGUUCGUAUAAAUGGAUAUUCCAUUUCAUCGUGCACACAUGAAGAAGUCAUAAACCUCAUUCGUACAAAGAAAAUAGUGUCCAUAAAAGUAAGACAUGUUGGCAUGAUACCUGUCAAAAGUUCAGCAGAUGAACCCCUUAAAUGGCAAUAUGUAGAUCAGUUUGUGUCAGAAUCUGGGGAAGCAAAGGGCAGUGUUGCUGGACUUGCUUCUUCUGGAGGGAGAGACAGUAAGGAGAAGAAAGUCUUCAUUAGCUUGAUAGGUACAAAAGGCAUGGGAUGCAGUAUUUCCAGUGGUCCGACACAAAAACCAGGCAUUUUUAUCAGCAAUGUUAAGCCGGGUUCUCUUUCAGCAGAGGUGGGCUUAGAGGUUGGUGAUCAGAUUGUUGAGGUAAAUGGAGUGGACUUUUCUAACGUGGAUCAUAAAGAGGCUGUCAGAGUGCUCAAAAGUAGCCGUACUUUGACUAUCUCUGUGGUAGCAGGCGCUGGAAAGGAGCUGUUCAUGACUGAAGAAGAAAGACAAAGAGAAGCACGUCUCCGUGAGCAAGAACGCCAGGAGUUAAUGCAUCAGAAGCGGCUUGCGCUGGAGACUAACAAAAUCAUCAAAGAGCAGCAAGAGAAAGAGAGAUUAAGAAAACUGGAGAUUUCCCAGAAGGCUGCAGAGGAAGAAGAGAGAUAUCGCAGAGAAAUAGAGCAGAUAACAGCAGAGGAGGAGAAAUUUAAAAAGGAAUGGGAAGAAGACUGGGGUCCUAAAGAACCACCCAAGUCUUUAAAAACUGUAACUGCAGAAGUGCAUUCUGUCCCACGUUCCAAACACAAAACUUUUGGAUGGUUUUAUCGGUAUGAAGGAAAAUUUCCCACCAUCCGUAAGAAAGGGAAAGAACGAAAGAAGUCAAAAAGUGAUAGCUUUUGUGAACAGAAGAAGAAUAAAAAGGAAAUGGAGUUUGAGCAGAAACUUGCCAAAGAGAAAGAAGGAAUGUUGGAGAAAGAAAAACAACUGAAAAUAAAUCGUCUUGUGCAAGAGGUAUCUGAGACAGAAAGAGAGGACCUGGAAGAAUCGGAAAAGGUGCAGCACUGGGUGGAAAGACUUUGUCAAACACGGUUAGAACAGAUUUCCUCUGUGGAGAAUGAGUCUCCUGAGCUGGCAAGUGGACGUCCUUCUGCUUCGCCUUCUGCCACGUCAAUGCGGCGUUUUGCCGGUGGCCUGCAGCUUCACACCACAGAUCUUGAUGAUAUAAACUUAGAUGAAGUUGACAAGCCUAAACAACGCGCGCCACCACCUCCACCACCGCCACCCACAGUUACUCCAGCACCACCACCUCAUCCACUUCCUCCCUCAAACGUCCCACUUUCCAGAGGUCCAGCCCUGUCGGUAACACCAGCUUCCCAGGUUGUAAGAAACACCUCCCACGUUGGCAAAGUAUCUUCUGUGUCAAGCAAUCCACUGCAACUUGCUCCAAGUCCACCUACCCAACGUCAUCCAGGGGUACCAGUAGUCUCUAAACCAGUUAUGCUGCAUCCUGACCCAAACUUUAUGGUCAGGCCAACAAUCAAAUCAGAGGCCCUGCCACAAGAGAUGUUUAAAAGGAUGGUGGUUUACAAUUCAUCAUUUAGAUCUAACAAAAAACAAGGCUUCCAGAAGUACGUGGAAGAUUUUGAUCCAUAUUCAAUGUUCACCCCAGAACAGAUUAUGGGAAAAGAUGUACGGCUGUUACGAAUUAAAAAGGAAGGAUCAUUGGACCUUGCAGUCGAGGGAGGAAUUGAUUCUCCAGUUGGAAAGAUAGUUGUGUCUGCCAUAUAUGAAGAUGGUGCUGCAGACAAACACGGAGGCAUAGUGAAAGGGGAUGAAAUACUAGCUGUAAAUGGCAAGAUAUUAAUUGACAGCAAGCUGGCAGAAGCACAGGCAACUCUAGCGAAAGCUUGGAACAUGGGUGGGGAUUGGAUUGACUUAGUCAUUGCAGCAUCACCUCCAAAGGAAUAUGAUGAUGAAAUCCCUACUAUUCCCUCAUCAACAGUCAGUCCCAACACACACAGAAAGGUUUUUGAAGGCAGUGCACCCGUGUACAGACAAGGGUAUCUCCUGCAGCUGUAGCCACUGCAGUGUCCCUCAUGGUGAAUAGCCACACCUGGGUUAACAUGACUGGCCAUUGUGAGGCUGCGUUAUUUUUUGAGCAUGUGCCUGCCUGUGCAUUGCUUGCCAUGCUUGCUUUUGUUCCUGGCAUGCUGGAGUGUUCUUUGGGCUUUUGCCAUGCCUGUGCUAUUAAAAUAUAAGUAUUUAGUUUCUACUGCAUAAAGUCCCUUAGAGAUCCUCUGCAGAAUUGGUUUAUCAUCUGCUAGACUAUUAAAUAAAUAGGCCCUGCCUAAACAAGUAGGAUUAACCUAAUUGUUUUUCCUUAUCUGUGGACCACUGCUGUGGCUUUGUGAGCUCAUAAGUAUAUAAGCAACUACAAAUUACUUCCUUGUGAAGGCUUGUCCAAAGAACAAGUUUCCACUUGUGUUUUACAACAGUGUGCCUGUAAACAGGUAUUCAUGAGUGUUUGGUUUUCACUGAAGUUUGCAUCUCUUAAUUUGUCACUAUACAAUGGGUUUGUUCUGAAAUGAUCCUUGUGUCAGAAACUCAGAUUACUGUAUAUGGCUUCUCUGUGCUGUAAUCACUCUAAGUACAGUCAUAGAUCUCCAGAAACACCAAGGUAAGAUUUCUUGUUGCAUGUGGGUCUUCUCGAUUAUUACUUACAAUACAAAUCAAAGUUACUCGAGAUUGAGUUGCAAAAUUGUGCUUAUCAAAAAGACUGAAAGUUGCACUACAGCUAACAGCAUGUUUUUCACUAUAUUUUUC
Molecule: messenger RNA, 3282 nt
Organism: Chiroxiphia lanceolata (lance-tailed manakin)
Lineage: Eukaryota; Metazoa; Chordata; Aves; Passeriformes; Pipridae
Gene: USH1C
Product: USH1 protein network component harmonin
Exons: 27
Coding region: 49-2538 (829 amino acids)
Biological process (GO): inner ear morphogenesis; retinal cone cell development; inner ear auditory receptor cell differentiation
Cellular component (GO): cilium; plasma membrane; photoreceptor inner segment
Molecular function (GO): protein binding
Source: RefSeq, a predicted model, not a curated record